This is a messenger RNA of Penicillium griseofulvum, 1368 nucleotides long. Its product is annotated as Glycoside hydrolase, superfamily. Bases 1 to 1368 code for a protein of 455 amino acids. Gene Ontology annotation, biological process: carbohydrate metabolic process. Gene Ontology annotation, molecular function: alpha-amylase activity; calcium ion binding. The transcript is spliced from 3 exons. The record is from RefSeq and is a predicted model, not a curated record. NCBI's taxonomy places the organism in Eukaryota, Fungi, Ascomycota, Eurotiomycetes, Eurotiales, Aspergillaceae.
AUGAAGCUGUCCCAUACCCUGGCAGCUUUUCUACUCCCCCUGAUAGGCACUGUAUCAGCGGCGGACGCGAAAGCAUGGAAGUCCCGCAGUAUUUACUUUGCCUUGACUGAUCGCAUUGCCCGUGGAAGCGAUGAUGCAGGUGGAGAUGCCUGUGGCAACCUUGGAAACUACUGCGGUGGAACUUUCCAAGGCUUGCAGUCCAAACUUGACUAUAUUAAGGGGAUGGGCUUUGAUGCAAUCUGGAUCACCCCUGUUGUCGCUAAUGCGCCGGGUGGAUAUCAUGGAUAUUGGGCACGGGAUCUCUAUAGCGUCAAUGAGAACUAUGGCACCGCUGAAGAUCUUAAGAGUCUAGGAAUCUAUGUCAUGGCAGACGUAGUUGCCAACCAUAUGGGAGGCCCCAUCGGCGAGAACAAGCCGGAGCCAUUGAACCAGGAGAGCUCCUACCAUGCCGCCUGCACACCUGACUAUUCAAACCAGGAGAGUGUUGAAAAGUGCCGUAUCGCAGCAGACCUACCUGAUAUAAACACAGAGAGUCCCGAGAUCCGGGAACUCUUCCAGAAAUGGAUCAAAUGGCUCGUCGCAGAAUACGAGUUCGACGGCUUGCGUAUCGACACCGUGAAACACGUUGAAAAGGACUUCUGGUCGGCCUUCUCCUCCGCUGCCGGGGUUUACACCAUCGGUGAAGUCUGGGACGGUGACCCAACCUACCUUGCCGGAUACGCAAAGGGCAUGGACGGCCUGCUCAACUACGCGGUCUAUUAUCCCGUGAACAACUUCUACCAGCAAAAGGGCUCUUCCCAGGAGAUAGUUAACAUGCACGGUAAAAUCGAUACCGCUUUCCCUGAUCCCACCACUCUGGGCACGUUCAUCGACAACCACGACAAUGCGCGAUGGCUGAGCGUGAAGAAUGACAAGUCGCUUUUGAAAAACGCACUUGCCUACGUCAUUCUCGCUCGAGGCAUCCCCAUUGUCUACUACGGCACGGAACAGGGCUACGCGGGCGGCAACGACCCCGCAAACCGCGAGGACCUAUGGCGCAGUAAAUUCAGCACCGACGCGGACCUGUACAAAGCCAUAUCUCUGCUCUCCGCGGCGAGAAAGGCUGCUGGUGGCCUCGCUGAUAACGACCAUGUCCAUCUGUACGUCGCAGACACGGCAUAUGCGUGGAGCAGAGCGGGCGGAGACGUCAUUGUCCUUACGACCAACAGUGGAUCUGGAUCUAAGGGUGAGCACUGCUUCGACUCUAAGAAGCCUGGUGGGACGUGGAAGAAUACCUUUGGAGAGGGGACAAUCACAGCCGACGAAAGCGGAAAGAUCUGCGUCUCUAUCACUAAUGGUGACCCUGCUGUUCUCGUUGCUAGCACUUAA